Molecule: messenger RNA, 2660 nt
Organism: Pelecanus crispus (Dalmatian pelican)
Lineage: Eukaryota; Metazoa; Chordata; Aves; Pelecaniformes; Pelecanidae
Source: RefSeq, a predicted model, not a curated record
CAGGCAAAGCUGCAGCAGCAAAUGGAUCUACAAAAGAAUCACAUCUUCCGCCUAACUCAAGGUCUGCAAGAGGCUCUAGAUCGAGCAGAUCUUCUGAAGACUGAAAGAAGUGACCUGGAAUAUCAGCUGGAAAACAUUCAGGUUCUCUACUCCCAUGAAAAAGUGAAAAUGGAGGGCACUAUUUCUCAGCAAACCAAACUCAUUGAUUUCCUGCAGGCAAAGAUGGACCAACCAGCGAAAAAGAAAAAGGGCCUGUUUAGUCGGCGGAAAGAGGACCCUUCUUUACCCACACAGGUUCCCCUGCAAUACAAUGAGCUGAAAGUGGCACUGGAGAAGGAGAAGGCUCGUUCUGCUGAGCUGGAGGAGGCUCUACAGAAAACACGCAUUGAACUCAGAUCUGCUCGUGAAGAAGCUGCUCAUCGGAAAAUAUCAGACCACCCUCAUCCAUCUACUCCAGCCACAGCCAGGCAGCAAAUCAUCAUGUCUGCCAUAGUCCGCUCACCAGAGCAUCAGCCUACACCGAUCAGUUUGCUAGCUCCACCCUCCAGUCGCAGGAAGGAAUCUUCCACACCAGAGGAGUACAGCCGCCGCCUGAAAGAGCGAAUGCAUCAUAAUAUCCCACAUCGUUUUAAUGUGGGGCUAAAUAUGAGAGCAACAAAAUGUGCGGUGUGUCUGGAUACUGUGCACUUUGGACGGCAAGCAUCUAAAUGUCUUGAAUGCCAGGUGAUGUGUCACCCAAAAUGCUCAACUUGCUUGCCAGCUACUUGUGGACUGCCAGCAGAAUAUGCCACGCACUUCUCUGAAGCAUUCUGCCGGGAUAAAAUGAAUUCUCCUGGUCUGCAGCUGAAGGAGCCAAGCAGCAGUCUACGUCUUGAAGGAUGGAUGAAAGUGCCAAGGAAUAAUAAACGUGGGCAACAGGGCUGGGACAGGAAGUAUAUUGUCCUGGAGGGAACGAAAGUGCUCAUUUAUGAUGCAGAAGCAAGAGAAGCUGGACAGAGGCCUCUGGAGGAGUUUGAACUCUGCCUUCCUGACGGUGAUGUAACUGUUCAUGGAGCUGUAGGAGCUACUGAACUUACCAAUACAGCAAAGACAGAUGUGCCAUAUAUCCUAAAAUUGGAGUCUCAUCCACACACCACUUGCUGGCCUGGUAGAACACUCUACCUGUUAGCACCCAGCUUCCCUGACAAACAGCGCUGGGUCACAGCACUGGAAUCAAUAGUGGCAGGUGGGAGAGUUUCCAGAGAAAAAGCUGAGGCUGAUGCUAAAUUGCUCGGAAACUCCCUGCUGAAGCUCGAGGGUGAAGACCGUUUGGAUAUAAAUUGCACAAUGCCCUUCAGUGACCAGGUAGUACUGGUGGGUGCAGAAGAAGGUCUCUAUGCCCUGAAUGUACUGAAGAAUUCCUUAACGCACAUCCCAGGAAUGGGUGCUGUCUUCCAAAUUCACCUCAUCAAGGAUCUGGAGAAGCUACUCAUGAUAGCAGGAGAAGAAAGGGCUCUGUGUCUUGUUGAUGUCAAGAAAGUGAAGCAAUCUCUAGCCCAGUCUCACCUCCCAGCCCAGCCUGAUAUCUCACCAAAUGUCUUUGAGGCUGUCAAAGGAUGUCACCUUUUUGCUGCUGGCAAGGUUGAGAAUGGUCUUUGUAUCUGCGCAGCCAUGCCCAAUAAAGUGGUUGUUCUGCGAUACAAUGAGAGCUUGAGCAAGUUCUGUAUCAGAAAGGAGAUCGAAACCUCUGAGCCUUGCAGCUGCAUCCAUUUGACCACUUACAGCAUCAUCAUUGGAACCAACAAGUUCUAUGAAAUUGAGAUGAAGCAGUAUACACUAGAAGAGUUUCUGGAUAAAAAUGACCACACUCUGGCCUCUGCUGUGUUUGCUGCUUCCACCAACAGUUUUCCUGUCAGUAUCAUCCAAGUGAACCCAGCAGGGCAGAGGGAGGAGUAUCUGCUGUGUUUCCAUGAGUUUGGUGUCUUUGUGGAUUCCUAUGGAAGACGCAGUAGGACAGAUGACCUGAAAUGGAAUCGCUUGCCCUUAGCUUUUGCCUACAGGGAACCCUAUCUGUUUGUGACCCACUUCAAUUCCCUUGAAGUGAUCGAGAUUCAGGCACGAGCUUCUCUAGGAACUCCAGCACGAGCCCACUUGGAGAUACCAAAUCCGCGGUAUCUAGGGCCUGCAAUUUCAUCUGGAGCUAUCUACUUGGCCUCCUCCUACCAAGAUAAAUUAAGGGUGAUUUGCUGUAAGGGCAAUCUGGUGAAGGAGACCAACAAUGAGCAGCACCACAGAGGAUCUUCUGCUACACGCAGUAGCCCUAACAAGAGAGGUCCGCCCACAUACAACGAGCACAUAACCAAGCGGGUAGCAUCAAGCCCAGGGCCACCAGAAGGUCCAAGCCACCCUCGAGAACCAAGCACACCACAUCGGUACCGCGAGGGAAGGACAGAGUUGCGGAGGGACAAGUCACCUGGGCGACCACUGGAGAGGGAGAAAUCUCCAGGCCGGCUUCUGAGCACCCGCAGAGAAAGGUCCCCUGGAAGACUGUUCGAAGAGAGCAGCCGCGGACGAAUGCCUGUGAGUGGUGCCAGAACUCCUCUUGCUCAAGUCAAUAAGGUCUGGGACCAGUCUUCAGUGUAAGUCUCAGCUAGACAAAGUUACUCAUCUUGACCUGCAGG